AUGAGCGACCUGCCCAUAUUGAAGCACAAGAAGGAAAUUAAAAAAUGCAUCAAGAAAAAUAGGCUAAUAAUCAUUAAGGGGGAGACGGGGUGCGGGAAGACAACCCAGGUGCCUCAAAUAAUAAACAGGUACUUUUUUGAUAAGAGGCGGAGGGGGGGGAGUGGCGGCGGUGAGGAUGAUAAGCGGGGGGGUGGUGACAAGCAGGGGGGUGGUGACGCAGUUUGCAAGGAUGACGCAGCUUGCAAGGAUGGCGCAGCUUGCAAGGGUGGCCGCUCCGCUGGGUCGCGAAAGAAGAAAGGCCCCAUGCGCAUGCUGAUCUCGCUGCCCAGGAGAGUAGCAACCAUCACGGUAGCGGAGAGAGUGGCGAAAGAAAUGAACAGAGGACGGAUAGGAACUUACGUCGGAUAUGCAAUCAGAUUUAAAAACGUAACCUCUGAUGAAACUAAAAUCAAAUUUGUAACUGAUGGAAUUCUCAUCAGGGAAAUUAUGAAUGAUCCAUUUUUAAAAAAAUAUACCUUUUUAAUCCUAGAUGAAGUACACGAAAGGUCCAUUAGAACGGAUGUGCUGUUGGGUUACGUUAGGAUAUUAAUGCAAAAGAGGAAGAAGCUGAGAGUUAUCCUCAUGUCUGCAACCUUGGACGUGGCUACUUUUAAAAACUUCUUUAGCAACCCUCCGAUUAUUUCCAUUCCGCAUAAGUUACACCCAGUUACCAUUUUCUAUCCCAUCAAGCCUGUCGAGGAUUACCUCAUUUCGGUUGUCUGCACCGUUCUGCAAAUACAUUUCGGGCAGGGGGAGCGGCAGGGAGAGUGGCAGGAAGAGCGGCAGGGGGAGCGACAGGGGGAGUGGCAGGGGGAGCCCCUAACGGAGCUGCCGACCAAAGCGACGACCGAGGCACCCACACCCAUCGGAGACGUCCUGGUCUUCUUACCCGGUCAGGAAGAAAUCGAAGCAGUAAACUUAAUGCUGAAGGAAAAACUGAAAAUUAUUUACAAAGGCUCCCUGCUGCGAAAGCUGAUUAAGGACGAUCAGGGGGACGAGGAAGAAGGGGAGGUACUGGACAAAAUAAACGUUGCCCUGCAUGCGAAGAAUCCAAUCGAGGAUGGAGUUUGUUUCCACUUCGGCCACAGGGAGGUGGUACCGGACAAGAUAUACGCAAUGAAGAUUCUGCAGCUCUACUCGUCUCUCCCUAAUAGGAAGCAGCGGGUCGUCUUCGAGCCCGCGCCACCCAACACGCGAAAGGUCAUCCUCAGCACGAAUAUCGCCGAGACGUCAGUUACCAUCCCAAACAUAAAGUACGUGGUGGACAGUGGGCGCGCGAAGAUAAAAUUCUUCGAUGCGAAGAAGGGGAGCAGCGUUUUGAAAGUCACGCAAAUAUCGAAGGAUGCCGCCACUCAGAGGAGUGGGAGAGCUGGGCGAGAGGCACCCGGACAGGUCUACAGGGUGUAUUCCAAGGAGGAGUACGAGAGCAUGAAUCCGUUUUUAAUUCCUGAGAUUUUCCGCUCUGAUCUUACGCAAAUAUAUUUGGAGUUGAAGGCCAUGAACAUCCACAACCCGCUACAGUUUAACUUCCCGGAGAAUCCCAAGAAGGAGCUACUCCUUCACUCCGCCAAGGUACUCUUCCGAAUCAACGCAAUCGAUGUAGACAAUAACCUAACCGACCAUGGGAAAAAGAUGUGUCUCCUACCACUGAACCCGAUCUAUGCAAAUAUGAUGCUGUGUUCUGUGGAGUUCCAUUGCAUAGAUGAAGUAGCUACGAUCGUGGCGUUCCUAAACUGUGAGAGCAUAUUUUUGAAUUACAAUUUUUAUGAGGACUUGAAAAUUCUGAAUGAAGACUCGGUGGGAGGCUCUGUCACGUGUUCGGCCCGAGGAGAGGGCAGCAAGGACGACGCCGCGGUUGCUGCUAAGGCGGGUGGCAGCGCUAAGGUGGAUGGCAGCGCUAAGGUGGAUAACACUUCCGACACGGAUGGCAGUUCUAACGCCGCUAACUACGGUAACGCCGCUAACCACGCUAACCCCGCUAACGCCGCCAACCACGGUAACCACGGCAGCGAGGAGGACCCGCCAAUGAGCGACAGGAACAAACUCAUUAACAUCGCGCGGAGGAAGCUGAUACACCCGGAUGGAGACCACCUAACCCUCCUGCACAUAUUCUACCUGUGGGAAGAAGAGGCCACCCCCAACGAGCGAAAGCAUUUUUGCAAUUUAUAUGCCCUGAAUAACGAAGCCUUACAGCAAGUACAGAAAAUAAAAGAACAAAUACUACAAAUAAUGACCA
This is a messenger RNA of Plasmodium cynomolgi strain B, 2275 nucleotides long. Its product is annotated as ATP-dependent RNA helicase prh1. NCBI's taxonomy places the organism in Eukaryota, Apicomplexa, Aconoidasida, Haemosporida, Plasmodiidae. Gene Ontology annotation, molecular function: ATP binding; RNA binding. The annotation marks the transcript as partial. The transcript is spliced from 3 exons. Gene Ontology annotation, cellular component: catalytic step 2 spliceosome; intracellular anatomical structure. Gene Ontology annotation, biological process: spliceosomal complex disassembly. The record is from RefSeq and is a predicted model, not a curated record.